AUUAUGACCACGUCCUUCACGACAUCUACGCCUGUCACAACUAUCGCGGAUCCUUCAACGACGUUCACGUCUUUCAGCUCAUACGUUGCUUCUACGACUAUUUUUGACCCAGCCGUCUCUCAGACACCUGUUGUGGCUGCUCAAGCGCAGCCAGUUUGUAUUGGAGAUGGUCUCGAUGCUUUGUCUGCCGGACUUAUAGAGACUAUUGUCAUUCCUAGUGCUAUCGGACUUCUCCUAUGGUUAUUAUUUGCUAUUAUUCGACCGCGUUUUCGUGAAAUAUAUGGUCUACGCGAAUGGUUUCCGCCUCCAGACCUCCGACCGAAACCCCUCGGCGAUAAAUUAUGGACUUUCCUAUUUCCUCCUGUCCCCCUUGUACCCGCGGUUCCCAAAGACGUCUCCGAUACUGGUAGAUCUCCUGUCAAAGACGCCGAACUCUUCCCAUCCGAUGAACAGCUCAGUCAACGGACCUUGUGGAUGGCUUUUCUCGUUGUCCUCGGAUGGUCUGUCGUCGGCCUCGCUGGUGCUCUGCCGCUCUAUCUUGUAUCCACCUCUUGUAUGGCGAACUCUGCCCCACAUGCGACCUAUAUUGGCGUAUACUCCGUGCUGCAAGAUCUGAGCCUGUUGCGGCUUCUUCAAUAUUAUGACAGUCAGGGUUCCUCCAUCCGGACCAUCCCCACAUUUGUCAAGCGGGCUCCAGACGGAAGCAACCAGUUGACCAAUGCACGCAUACGCAUAAUCAUCCUCACCGUUCUUCUGAUCGUCCUAGCUGUUAUCCCUGGCGUGUGGAAGAUCCUAAAAGAAUUCAAUCGUAUCGUUGCAUAUCGAGAGCGUUGGCUUAAGGUCCGCUGCGGGGGUAUGGAUCUUGCCUGGCUGAGCGCCAGACGAGCUCCAGGAUUCCGCGGAUGGGGGGAACGCCGACUGAAGGAAUUUAUCGUCAAGUCUGGCCUAAGUUCAAGUCUUGAGACGGAGAACACAGGCAAUCGGCGGCGGGUGCGUAAUGCCAGCGAACAGCCCCUAACCCCGGUCGAAGAGGAAAGCCUGGAAGUGGAUAUCCAGGGUUUGUUUUCUAUCGGGGAUACACGCAACUUAGCUAUGCUGAUCGAAGAGAGAGAUGAAAUAUUGGAAAACCUUGAGAUUGCAGAGACAAAAUACAUAUCGUCGUUCAGACUAUCAACUCCUGACCCCUCCAUCGCGGACUUAGAACCUACCAAAGAGGAAGGGCCACACGACGGAAAGAAACCCUACAUUAGUAGACCCCUUCCUCUAGGUGCGGGUGCCCGCAGAAAUAGCCGUAGGAAUCGUGCACGGAAUCCUGCUUAUGGUUCUUCUUCCCUGACGCCUACUUCAUAUGUGGCUCCGUCGCAGUACUACAAGUUAGGCAACCUUCGAGGUGUCAAUAGCGAUCACGCCAGCGACGCAUCCCAAGUGUAUCCGAGUCUGUCCGAUUCUAUAAACCAGCGGGUCGUGGGGAGUCGAUUCCAGGAAAUCAGCAAUCGCAACUCAGGCCUGUAUGGGACGUUACCACUGGGGAGUCAUGUGAAGCUGAAGUCCGGUGAGUUACGAAGGGUGGAUACUACCACCAGCGAGCAGACUAUACCGGACCCUUCGAGGUACGGUCCCAAUUACGGUGCUGAUGCCGAAAACACGACCGCCAGUCACUAUCGGGGCGGUGGUACUGAAGUGACUGAGGAGUUAGGCGGGAUAGAUGAGGGGGACGAAUGGGUGGACGUGAUGCACGAGCCACCUCAAACAUUCGAGAGGCAAGACUACUUCGGUGGAUACGCCCCCCUGUCAAGGAGACCACCUCGGUCGAUGCAGACUCCACCCGUAGAGCGGCGGGAGACGUUCCCUCUUCGAGCACGGAGUCAAGUUGGCACUGUGGACCAGCCACCGCCUCAUCUGCGGCUCCAAUCUGGCGGACCGUUUGUCCGCCCUCUUUCAGGGCUCGACCACGAGAGCUUGGGAGCAAUCUAUGCGGAUAUCAGUCGGUGGCGCACUCAACUGAAAGCGGUGAACCAAGAGAUCGCGGAAGCCCAACGAGACGGUUACAACGACAUCGCGGAAGGGGCCAGGAUCAAAGGUUGGCUGUUGGUGGGUAGAGGAUUAAGGUUUAUACCAGGCGCAAAGAUCAUAGAGGGCCGUGCCAAAGAGGACAUCAGGUGGGACGAACUUCAACAUGAAAUGAGUCAUGAAGGCAAGGUCUUCGCUUGGAUUGUGCUUGCUGUCACGUCGAUCAUCCUGGCAGCCGCUCUGACCGCUGUCGCCGGAUUGGCCUUAGGCAGCGCUCCUGAUUUUGCGCAUUACUUCCCCUUCCUUGCGCCGCUCGCUGGACGUAACGAUUGGACGGCUGGUCUGGCGCUCUGUCUGGCUCCUGCCGUUGCUGGUUCCUUGUUCAUAUGCAUGGCCCUGACUGUCACAGUUUAUGUUGCACAGGCGACCGGGGCGGUGUCCAUCUCCGGCCUGGAGAUGAUAACGUUCAAGACCUGCUUCUAUGUUCUAACAGCAGUGGGCGCCAUAUGGCUGAUCACUAUUGGAGCCGUCCUCUUUGCCAUGAGAGCCUGGAGCAUGGAUACCGAGCGCACUCGCAGUGUGGCUGACGGCUCGAUAUACAUGAGUUUUCUGGCGUUGAUGUUCAUUCUGAACGUCGCUAUCAUCUCUCCUGCUCUUCUCUUAUUACAGCCCGGUCGCCUUCUGCGCAUUCCCGCUUCUGAGAAACAUGCUGUUACCCCUAGACAGCGAUUCCGAGCUGUAUAUCCAAGCACGUAUAACGCUUCAUUUGCGACGGGAUGCUGUAUAAUAGGGUUGAUUUUCGCGUCAACCUUCUCCCUAAUCUUCCCUCUCAUUGGACCAGCAGUCGUUAUCUUGAUCUUCCUCACUCUGAUCGCUCAUCGAUAUCUCGUCGGUUACGUCUAUGGGAGGACACGUUCUCAAACCGGGGGUCUCCUACAAUUAUGGCUCCUGAAGCGUUUCGGCACAUUAGUCGCCUUCCAACCUUUCCUAAUGGGUCUCAUCUUCCUGACCCGAAGGCUGUGGCCCGAGGCUGGCGUACUGCUAGGUGCCGCCAUGGUCGUGGUCAUGAUCGUGGAAGGCUAUGCUACGUGGAAGACGAGACAACCCGGCGUCAGCUCCUUAAGUAAUGUCACGAGGAACUCUUUGGAUACCUUCGGGAGGAUGGCGCAAUCCCGGCGUCUGGAGCUGGAGGAGGAAAGCCUGAGCUUGGUGAGCUCGUCGAAUAGGAAUACCAGGAUGCGGGGCUCCUUCGCGUCCGUACUAGAGAUGAUGUCCAUGACCCUGGCAGUUGCUCCAGCGCUCACGCGCCAAAAGGGCCCGGUUCCAUUGCCGACCGAGACAAUAGACGACCUCACCGCGACGGAAAGGGCGGCAAGAACACAUCCCGAUGCCCCGCCGCACCUUCCACCGCUCUCCUUCGCUGAUCACGCACAAGAGAUGUCUGGCGUCUUGUACGCACCCGAGCUCCUCGCCCCAGAGCCCAUCAUUUGGCUUCCGAACGAUUCGUCUGGGAUCGGUCGCUCCGAGGCACGCGACCUCGACAAAUACCAUCACCUGAAAGUUACGUUAGACGUGACGGCGCAAGAGGAUGUGCUCGCCCCCCACCGUUUGUCUGCCUCAAGGUAGUGCGUGAUUGUUGGACCUUCGGACACUCUUCGGACGUUUAGAGACGAACACUUUGCCCUAGUGUUUCGCUAAUUUUGCUUCGGGUUACCGGGUGGAGGACUGCUACCUAAUUUGCUCCACAUUUGUAUUCUCCCUGGAUGCGACACCUUGAUAUCUUCUGUAGCUUACGCCACUUCGCUGAACAAUUGUACUUAUGCUGAUCAUGAUACUAAUGAUGACUGAUUACUACU
Molecule: messenger RNA, 3866 nt
Organism: Gloeophyllum trabeum ATCC 11539
Lineage: Eukaryota; Fungi; Basidiomycota; Agaricomycetes; Gloeophyllales; Gloeophyllaceae
Exons: 12
Coding region: 4-3636 (1210 amino acids)
Cellular component (GO): plasma membrane
Molecular function (GO): calcium-activated cation channel activity
Source: RefSeq, a predicted model, not a curated record